CGACAGGCACGCGACGUUAUAUAUACCAUAAUAUAGGUGCGGACUAACACAUUUUGGUGUCACUUGUAAAAUCAAUGUAUCACCCAGCUAGCGAACAGCUCUCAGGUCCGGACCAUUUAACCUGAUCCCGCCUAUCCCUUCUACCACCCGCCUUGAUCAACCAGGAACCCCCUGGCAAAUCCAGAAUAUUUUAUCCAGAACAGCCCGGAUCACAGGGUAUCCUCGCCGAUACAUAUACUACACACAUCUCUACACACACUAAACUUAUGCAUACUUAAUUUGUAUGGGCUAUAGUACACUUGUGCAUCGAUACAUCGCGAUUAUUAUAAAAAGAAGGCGCGCUGACUAAUUGGGCCUAUUAAACCGUCGCGAUAAUUUAUUAAAAUUUUACUUCAAAAGCACUAUUGUAUGACAAAAGUUCGAUAUGCGUACAUAUUUUAAUAUUUAAUUUCGAGGUGUGGGUGUAUCGUUGGAUAAUAUCACAUCAAGUGUACGCACAAAUUUUCAACGAUUAGUUACAUUUGGAUCUUUUUCUUUCUAUAAUGACAAGAAUAAAUUUUUUUUUUUAGAUUAUUAAUCGAGUAACGAUCAACGCUGUAACAAUAAUGAUUUUAUAUUGAAACUUUCGUCAAUCCAUGGAACUGGAUCCGAUGAACAUCGAACGAUAUCCUGAAUAUGGUAAAAGAAGCUAGUGUGUAAAAAACUUACUGCUACGAUAUCCGCUAUGUGUUAUAAUGAAAGGUCAGCGGCAUUAAAAAUAGUCCUUUGCUGAAUAGUCAGAGGGGCUGCAGCGGAUUCCUUCCUAGCACUAAUUCAUCUCAUAUUAUUAUUAUACCCGUCCCGUGUGGCUCAGUUAGUGAACUAAUUACCCCGCGAAUCGCACGUAUUAUAGGUACAGAUAUUUAUUUAUUUCUUAUAUUUGAAACGAAAGGGUUCAAGUUCCUGGAAUAUCAGGAUUGUGAAUCGUGUAAAUGCAAUAAACGCAUAUAUUACCAGUCGAGAAAUUAUUCAGCUACUAGGAUCAAUUGACAGAGGAAAUUAUUACCAUGACAAUGACCAGAAGAUCUAUAACCAUUGGAGCCGAAAGUUUAGAGAAAUGGAAAAAAGGAGGAACGUCGCAGGUGUUUUGAGUGAAGAAUGCAAUUACGUGCUUUACGUUAUUCACUGCAGAGACAUUCCUGCUCCAAAGAGAUAUUUCAGAGUAAUGUAAAAAGAAAUCCAACGAGGCCGAUUUGGAAGUUGGGGUGUGUGUGAGCUAAGAAAUGAGUGAUCUACAGGCUACUCUCGAGUUCUCCCUCGAACUAUGCAAGUUCUACAAUGUCGACCUUUUCCAACGUGGUUAUUACCAAAUACGUACAGCCCUCAGAGUUUCGCCUAAGCUGCCCGUCAAAGUUGAAGUAAACCAGUUGCGCAACCAUUCUUUGGAGGAACCAGGUACCAGCAAAAGAUUCCAGAUUCUUUACCGCAAUGAAGAAGUAACUUUAGGUACUUCGGUCCUGUUUCGUGCACACGUACUUGUACAUAGUCACAGAAUCGAGGAGACCCUUUCUCGAACUCAUUUCAAUCUUGGUAUCGAGUUAUGGUUCAGUCAACCCACUCAACCAGGCAAUAUGACCUGCGUUUCAUCAAGAGCUCUACAGUUAAAUUUUACCCCGACAAAAGGACUGCAUUAUCAUCUACCCGUACUCUUCGAUUAUUUCCAUCUCGCAGCAGUUUCCAUCACCAUUCAUGUCUGCCUCGUCGCUCUACAUCAACCUUAUAUAAAAAAAAGUAUUUUGCAUUACGUACAAAGUUGUGCUCCACGUGGAGGCAAGCCAUGGUUACAGUUUAAGCAAACCGGUGUGAAUGAUGAAAGCAAAAUUCUGUUCGGAAAUAUUGAACAUACUACCAGAUGUGUGGGUUCCGCGACAAGGAUACACCACGCUCAACUGGUGCAACAGGAAGUAGUCCGGCUUCUGCUGACCGCUCGAGAAUCUCUGCUUGUUGAAAUGGCAGAUCUUGCUCGUCUACUUCCUUCCUGGCAACAGAGAGCCCUAGAGCUAGCGCAAAAUACUCACAAAGAAAUUACCAAGGUCGAAAAUAUGAUGAGCACAGAAGACGCAGAUAUAGCGCAACUAUGUGCUCAAAAUAUCGUCCUGUGGCAGCACUUUCUCGAAGCCUUUUCUGGUCGGCAAGCUGUGCACGAGCAUCUGGCUCACAUUCAUCACCAGCUAAGAGUGAACAGAUUCGCAGAGGGCUUUUUCGUUUUGGGGAACCCCCGGACGUCAGCGGCUGGUUGUUAUGACGCCAAUUAUCAAUCGUAUCAAGCUGUUAGCGAGGCUGCGAGGAGAUCUCGUUACCUUUCAGCGUUACCACCGCUUCCAGUCCAUUGUUUGGAACUAGAUGGCGAUUUUCACUCGCUUCCUCUUAUUUUCGAAGACCAGUACGCCGACAUGCAACAUAGACACCGGAACAGUGUUCCUAGCAUGGAUGACUGCAGUUGUGGCAUUGCAGCGAUAUUAGAAAAACGUUCCACCGAUUUGUGGUCCCCAAGAAACGAGAGCAUAGCUCAGAGCAUUGGCUCCGUGCACGGACGGGUAGUUUUAGCACCCUCAACUCUCCCUGCGAGGCACAGUAAAUCUCUCGAUCAACUUGGACCGGAAAUAAUACCUCCGCAGAUUCAGACGCCUGCUAAGACACUCCCGAGAUCUGCCUCCACGCAACUCAUACCUCGGCACAGAGCUGCGUUUCAUAACGGUACACUGCCAGCUACGGUUCCUAGUGCAAGGAGCAGACACCCCUCCGGAGGGCAUCACAGUGGCCUAUUUUUUUCUAACACGCAUCAGGCUUGUUCGGCGCCAAACCCUUCUCUCGGUACAACACCUGUCGCCACUUUGCCAAGAGCCAAGUCUACUCAGCUCCUCGUACCGCAUGCGGGGCAACAACAAGCCCGGGGUUCGUCGCAUACUGCGAUUAAUUCCAACGUAGAUUCAAGGUCGAUAACAUCCCUGCUAGCAGCGAUGUUUCCAGAACUUCCUCUCAAUGGAUAUUUUCCUGGUUAUCGACCCUCCUCAGUAACCGGUGAGCAAGUAUCUUCUUGUGGAAUUUAUCAGACGAUUCCUAAUACGCCCUUAGGAUCUAUGGAACUGGUACAGCUGGCCGAUUGCCUGCCUUCCGAUAGUGCUGCAAAGCCACGGAGCAAGGAUAGGAAUGGAAGUUCUCGCUCCCCUGAAAAUCGUAAGAACCGGAAUGAGUCGCGGAUGAGCAAUUAUGGGACUGCAUAUCAGCCAUUGGUUGAUAGAGUGCCCGCUGCGUUUCCGACAAGCAAAUCAGACGUCAGUAGUUCUCCAUUUAAAGACUCUAUUAUCGACGAUAAGGCGCAGUCCAGAAUCUCACACAGUGAAACUCUAGAUCGUACACCUAGGGAUAAGAAGCGCAACCAAGAACACGUAAUCAAGUAUAAUACAAACAGCCUCCAGUUCUGGAGAUCUCACACUCAUGCCAAUGGGAAAUCCAAUUCAGGAUUGAAACGUUCUGUAAUUGAAAAUUCGACUGGUCAAAGUUUAAACAGUAGAAAUAUAGAGGAUCUUCUCAUUCCCGGCUCACUCGGGCGACUGCAUGCUAACAGAGGAGAAGCGGAGUCACAUGAGAACAGCGACGAACAAUUAAAAUGCCUUAAUAAAAGUGUAGAUAGAUUUCCAAUGCCCGAUGGUCUGACUCCGGGCAGAGAAGUCGACCGCAACAAUUACGGCCUGCGAUCUCAAAACGAGAAACCUAUCAUCGACGGAAAACCCGGACGUAGUAGUUCCCGGGCAGACCAGAGGGAAAAGCUACCGUUAUUCAAUAGGCGUAUUCCAGAUUCUCGAAAACCUCGCUAUGAAACAAUUGGUGUGAAACCUAAAUCACGUGGGGAGAAUCAGAGAGACCGAGAGAAGGGCUCUAGACGCCCACAUUCGGCUCCAGCCAUAGAAGCUGAGAAUUUUGAGUCUUCUAGGAAGUGCAGUCACAGAGGCAGAAGACCUGCGCCCCUCCCACAUGGCUUUAAGAAUAGGUUACCGAGCACCAAUGGUGCCACCCCUAAUGUCUGCGAACUGGAGAACAACAACACUAUCAUCCUUAAAACUGAGCCCCCUAAGUCACCUGUAGAAAUUCAAAACAGCAGUGAAAAAACUCUCAACAAUUCUUUUUCGGUGCAACAUGACGGUAGUAUUGGCCCCUAUACAACACGACUCAGAUGUGCCAGCGUUCCCGUAGAUCAAAAUAACCGAGUUGUUGUGCCACGAAGUGCUAUCUCUUUACCUUGCAUGCCUAUCAAUGACGGAAGAGAAACUUUCAGCAACAGUUUUGCAGUAAUUUCAAGUCUUUUAAGCCCGCCGUCCACAAGGCCUAGUAGUCUAACAACGAGCUCCAGCUCGAGCAAUUUGACGUCUGAGUGUUCGGGGUGGGUGAGUAGCGGGGAUACAUCCAGCUCAGAAAACCAAGAUCUAAAAUUAUCGGGGCAGGCGUUGCGACAGAAGCUGUCAAAGAUCGCUUCUAAAUCUAAGACUGAAAGUGUUCCUCAUUCUUCUGAAACGAGGGAAAGUACGGAACAUUCUUACGAAGAGGUACGAUUACCGCCGCCUAAGAUGUUUCAGGACGAACCGCCACCACCGGAGGAAUUCCAAGAUCCACCUGCCCCGAUAGAUAACCCAAUUUAUCACGUUUACGAAACGGUAAAAAGUGUGACAAACCAGAAACAUUGUAAGACUGCACCUUGUAGCCCGCAGAGGAGCCGAAUCAAGGAGCGAGAUAAUGCGUAUGGAAUGCAAGAUAUGUGUUUCGAUUGUUACCAAGAGGGAAAGGAACUUUUGCAGUCGACGCAGGACCACGUGGUAAAUUUCAAUAAGUGCAAGGAGGAGUUCAAGCAGCAGAUGGGCUUCUCUGGAAAAAUAUACAGAGAGAAAAAAGGCCUUCCGAGUCGAUGCCAUAAGCGCGCCCAUUCAUUUGGCAAUGGCGAACUCCCGACCCUACCGCUUCACCCUCUAAGAUCCAAUGUGCCUCUUAGUGAUUAUCCUACGCUGGCUUCUACACUGCCGUACUUCCACAUCAGCGACGAGUACCGACUCUUCUCACCCGAGGGUGUCCACCUUAUAAUAUGUGUUCAUGGUCUGGAGGGCAAUGCCGCAGACCUCAGACUCGUCAAAACCUACCUGGAAUUAGGUCUCACCGGAGCUCAUCUGGACUUUCUAAUGUCCGAGAGGAAUCAGGGUGACACAUUCUCAGACUUUGAUACGAUGACUGACCGCUUAGUAUCAGAGAUCCUUCAUCACAUAGAAACCUCAGGAUUAAACCCGUCCAAGGUUAGCUUCAUUGGGCAUUCUUUGGGGACCAUAAUUAUACGGAGCGCACUCACACGACCCCAACUUCGGCCGCUUUUAUCGCGCCUCCAUACCUUCCUAAGUCUCAGCGGACCACAUCUUGGUACUCUUUACAAUACAAGCGGUCUGGUGAAUGCAGGUAUGUGGUUCAUGCAGAAAUGGAAAAAAUCAGGAUCUCUGCUACAGCUAGCAAUGAAAGAUGCGGUUGACGUACGACACUCUUUCAUGUUUCGACUGAGCCAACGUAGCAAUUUACAACUAUUCAGACACGUUUUACUGUGCGGCAGUGCCCAGGAUCGUUACGUACCUCUACACUCGGCUCGUAUAGAACUCUGCAAAGCUGCUAUUCGGGAUCCAACGGAUCAAGGUGCAGCAUAUAGAGAAAUGGUACACAACAUAUUAUAUCCAGUGAUGUCUACUUCUGAUGUCAGUUUGGUGAGAUACGACGUUCAUCAUGCUCUGCCUCCGACUGCUAACGCGCUCAUAGGCAGAGCAGCCCACAUCGCGGUAUUAGAUUCAGAACUGUUUAUCGAAAAAUUUUUGCUCGUAGCCGGUCUGAAGUAUUUCAGAUAAAAAUUGGACAUCCUAGAAAUUUUGAAAAAUUCUUAAUCCAAUUAAUGCAGAAUUAGAUGCGGAACAUUUUAUCUUAGAUAUAAGUUGUUACUACAAAUUUACUUUACUUCAGUGUUCUGCAAUCAGGAAUAAAUUAUUUCCAAAAGGGAUUGAAUGUAACGAGACACACCAGACAAGGUCGCUAGACCAAAAAAAAAAUGGUAUAUCGUAUCACUGAUACUAAAAUACCAAGUCGCCACAUUGAUGCCUGAAAACAAUCUCAUUUACUAUUCAUAUACAGAAGCUACCGUUGGUUUCUGAAUAGGAAAAAAGAAAUUGAAAAAAAAAAAGGAACAAAGAACUCCAAAACGACGGUGAAUGCUACACACCCCUGUAAUUGAUAUAUAAUUACACAAACUCGAUAGUCACCAAAUAUUGUUUCCUCAUAGUUGAUAGUAAUAAAGAUAGGAUUGUCAUUGAAUAUUUAGAAUUUUAUAUGUACAUAUACAUAAAGUGUAUACACUUGAUAAGCAUGGAGAACGAAAAAAAAAUUGAAAAAAAAAAACUAGUCGA
Messenger RNA from Athalia rosae (coleseed sawfly), 6461 nucleotides. RefSeq lists its product as uncharacterized. Lineage: Eukaryota; Metazoa; Arthropoda; Insecta; Hymenoptera; Athaliidae. The record is from RefSeq and is a predicted model, not a curated record. The transcript is spliced from 16 exons. Bases 1263 to 5909 code for a protein of 1548 amino acids.